AUGAACAUCACGACCGGCAACUUCAACGACGAGCUCGACAUGCUUUGGAACAGCAUUGUCGAGCUAGCCGAAUCCUCCACCGGGCCGCCGGAGAACCAGGCCGAGACGCCACCCGCUCCACCACCAGCCAAGACCGUGCCCAAGAUAGGCACUCGGGUACAGCGAUCCGACGCCACUAACCAGCGCAAAGCAGUCCUCCUGGCAACCCCGCCACCACCGCUGCCGGGGAAAUACCGACGCGGCCGGAAACUUCCGCCGACAGGGCCGGCGCCCGUCGUAGCCGCAGUCACACGAGGGGCACCGCAGAAUCAAACGGCCCGCCAGGCACCUCCAGCCGCCCAGGCCAGGGCCGACCCAAGCACCGGACCAGGCCGGACCGACACCGAGGCGAUGCCACCACCACCAGCACCACCGAGCCGCCUUCCAGCCACCCCGACGCGGCAACGACGACCGGAGCGGCCACCGAUCGAGGUGGAAAUUGCAUCAGGCAGGAAGGUGCUGGUGCCGUACCACGCGGCGACCAUCAGCCGCAAAUACCAGCUGCGGCUCAAGGACGGGCACUGGCUCCACCGCUUCACCAGGGAGGGCAGACUACGGCACUGCCGCCGCCGACCCCUCUCCUAA
Molecule: messenger RNA, 624 nt
Organism: Vollenhovia emeryi
Lineage: Eukaryota; Metazoa; Arthropoda; Insecta; Hymenoptera; Formicidae
Exons: 1
Coding region: 1-624 (207 amino acids)
Source: RefSeq, a predicted model, not a curated record